Messenger RNA from Fusarium keratoplasticum, 900 nucleotides. RefSeq lists its product as uncharacterized. The record is from RefSeq and is a predicted model, not a curated record. Gene Ontology annotation, biological process: mitochondrial L-ornithine transmembrane transport. Gene Ontology annotation, molecular function: L-ornithine transmembrane transporter activity. The transcript is spliced from 2 exons. Lineage: Eukaryota; Fungi; Ascomycota; Sordariomycetes; Hypocreales; Nectriaceae. Bases 1 to 900 code for a protein of 299 amino acids.
AUGGACGCCCUCGAGUUGGAGGUGGCCAAGCAGAGCACCGGCAUUCAGACGGCCAAGGAUCUGUUCUCUGGUGCCGUGGGAGGAAUUGCGCAGGUCUUGAUCGGCCAGCCCUUUGACAUUGUCAAGGUCCGACUCCAAACCACAACUCAGUACUCGUCCGCCCUCAACGCCGCCACCUCCAUCUACCGCAAUGAGGGCGCCCUCGCCUUCUACAAGGGCACGCUGACCCCGCUCAUCGGUAUCGGCGCCUGCGUGUCGGUCCAGUUCGGAGCCUUCAACGGCGCCAAGCGCUGGUUCCAGGAACGCAACGGCGGCGCUGACCUGUCCUACGGCCAGUACGGCGCUGCGGGUGCUUUUGCCGGUGUUGCGAACUCGGUCCUCUCAGGCCCUAUCGAGCACAUUCGUAUUCGUCUCCAGAGCCAGCCCCACGGAGCUGCUCGCCUGUACGAUGGCCCCGGCGACUGCAUCCGAAAGGUCGGCGCCCACGACGGUAUCCUGCGCGGCAUCUACCGCGGCCAGGCCGUCACCAUCUGGCGAGAGGCCUUUGCCUACGGCGCCUGGUUCACUGCCUUCGAGUACAUGAUGAACAAGGACGCCGCCCGCAACAAGAUCGACCGCAAGGACAUUCCCGCCUACAAGAUCGCCUUUUACGGUGGUCUCGCCGGUGAGGUCCUCUGGCUCGCCAGCUACCCCUUCGACGUGAUCAAGAGCAAGAUGCAGACCGAUGGCUUCGGCCCCAACCAGCGCUACACCACCAUGCGUGACUGCUUCUCACAGACAUGGCGCGCCGAGGGUGCUCGCGGCUUCUGGAAGGGUAUUGGACCUACCCUGCUGAGGGCCAUGCCUGUGAGCGCGGGUACCUUUGCUGUUGUCGAGAUGACCAUGCGGGCUCUCAACUAA